GGGACGGUUGAUGUUUUUCUGUUUGACCGUCGGGUGCAUCGUGGUUUUCGUCAGUCCGUGGCAGAUGAGGAACCGGUUUCGGAACAAUGCCUGUCUCGUCAAAAACAGAUACAGUGUCGAGAAGAACUGCCAUGGGGCACGUCGUUCUUUCUACAGCUUCCAUCGCGUGAUUCUCGACUGCAUUAAGGUUUACUCGAAGUGCCCUCGAGUGCAUACUAGGAACGAUUACAGCAGCCUGAGCAGUUGUCGGAACGAUUGCCAGUUCCACAUGAAGCCACCAACCGACUUUCCUUCAACCGCAAAGCCCGAAGGCGGAGCUCCAGAUGAUGGAGCAGCUCCUGCUCCUGGUCCUGCUCCUGCUCCAGAGGGCGGAGCUCCUGCGCCCGAGGGAGGAGCUCCUGCCCCUGAAGGUGGCGCAGAUCCUCCUGCUGGCGAUCCUCCCGCUGGAGGACGGAGAUCAGGAAAAUCGAGGAAAUGGGGGAGAUCGGGAAAGGUCCAAGCUAAAGUUAAGCCCAAAUCACCACCAAAGGGCCUGAGAACAGGAAAACGCGUCCCAAAGUCCCAAACCAAAACCAAAACUUAUUACUAAUGCAGGAUCCUGAUCUAGAAUCCUUUUAUAUUAAGGUUGGAAUAUGUCUGGAAGGGUAUAAAAAUGGUUAAUAAGCUUAAUAAAUUAGUUCCACAUUUUUUUGCAUUUUUGUAGGCUUUUAAUUCAUAAUUCUACGGCUGAUCCGCUUUGAAACGCAUUUUAUUUCAUCAAGCUUUUUUUUAGAAUAUAUCGCACCACAAACUUAUGUGUUUAUUUUUCUUUCAACCAAUCCAA
Drosophila bipectinata is the source of this 823-nucleotide messenger RNA. The record is from RefSeq and is a predicted model, not a curated record. Lineage: Eukaryota; Metazoa; Arthropoda; Insecta; Diptera; Drosophilidae.